Messenger RNA from Diaporthe batatas, 1170 nucleotides. RefSeq lists its product as uncharacterized. Lineage: Eukaryota; Fungi; Ascomycota; Sordariomycetes; Diaporthales; Diaporthaceae. The coding region runs from base 1 to 1170 and encodes 389 amino acids. The record is from RefSeq and is a predicted model, not a curated record. The transcript is spliced from 2 exons.
AUGGUCAAACCAGGAACGGCUCUGAAGAGCCACAACAAGCACAUGUUCAAGAUGCUCCCGAAGAACGGCAUGCACUACAGCUUCUGGAAGCCGUCCGAGGAUGAGGACGACAAAUCCGACGGCAAGACCAACAACGAGCUUCGCAUCCUUCCCCCGAUGAUGUCGACCAAGAUCAUGAUCAAGUUCGACCGCAAGCACAAGAAGGAGGGAACGAAUGCCACCAGGGCUGCCUUCGAUCUCGGCAUUGCGCAGCUUUUCUCCAAUGCUGCGAAUAUCGUGCGCAGUGCUGGCUACCACGGACAGGACCUUGCGGCUUUCUGGCGCCUCCCCAAGAUGGGCACCUUUCUCGAGACUGCUUCUGACAAUACUGUUUCUCGCUUCGCCGCUAAGAUGCUCCAGGCCCGCGAGAAUUGUCUGGAGAAGCAAGAUGAGAUUUUACAGGCCCGCGCGAAUGAUCUGAACAAGCAGGGCAAGAAGCUCCAGGACAUUGAUGACGAUCUGGAGAAUCAGCGUAAGAUGUUCCAUGCCCGCGAUUGCGAGGCGGCUAAAGCGAUCGACGGAUUCAACCGUGUGAUUGAGGUCGCAUCUAUGAUGAGCGGCGGAGCUUCUGCUCUCAAGGAGGACCAAUACUCUGAUGAAGCCACCCUCCUCAUGGCUUCUUACACAGGCAUGACCGAGUGUUUCAACGACAGCGACGACACUGAUGCCUCUGAGGCCGGUUACGAGCCCACCGACAACGAUUAUGAGGCCACUGACAAUGAGGCCCACAGGGCCAAGCGCGUCAAGGUCGAGAAGCCCUUUGCCACCGACGGUGACGUUUGUCCUAGCUUUGCGGAGGACUUCGGCAACACCCCGCUCACCAUCCGACCCCGCGCGCCCGAUAUUCUGGACGGCGCAAACAAGACCAAUGCGAAAGAGGCUGUGAUGGCGCCCACCAACACCGGCGACGCCGCUCACGAUGUCGCGCCGACCAUGGGCACUAAAUGGUCCGACGACAUGGAUCGGGAUACCCAUGUGAAGUGGUAUUGGGAGAAUAAGCAGUCGAAGCCUGCCUCGUACUACGACGAGAUCUUGGCUCGCUCGGCCAAGGAUUCUGAGAUGGACUACGACUUGGAUGACGAGGAGAUGGACUAUGACUCGGAUGACGAGGAGAUGGACUUGGACAUGUAG